AUCAAAAAAGUGUUUAAUAGGUGUUUAUAAUUUUUUGCCUUAUUUUAUGACUAAACCAUCACAAGAUCUUCCUCCUACAGGCGGCUACGCACCUAUUCAAUAUAAGAGAAAUCUUCCUGCAAAAGGACCAAGAAGCUCCGUAGUUCUUUUAUGUAUUGGUUUGAUCUCUUCGUAUGGUUUUUACCGUUAUAUUCAGGGAGUUUAUGAAAGAAGAGAGUUAAAAAGGGAAAAUGUAUGGUCUCGGAUUCAUUUGAUACCAUUAUUGCAAGUAGAAGCAGAAAGAGACAUGUACAGAAGAAGACGAGAGUUACUUCAAUUGGAGAAUGAAGUUAUGAAAGGAGUAGAGGGCUGGGAUAAUGAAUAUCGUAUUUAUCAUACCCGAGCAGAUAUUGUUCCCACCUAUUCCUUUCCACUUGAAUGAAUUUUAUCU
This is a messenger RNA of Pneumocystis carinii B80, 430 nucleotides long. RefSeq lists its product as hypothetical. The record is from RefSeq and is a predicted model, not a curated record. NCBI's taxonomy places the organism in Eukaryota, Fungi, Ascomycota, Pneumocystomycetes, Pneumocystales, Pneumocystaceae. Bases 47 to 421 code for a protein of 124 amino acids. The transcript has 6 exons.